Pararge aegeria (speckled wood butterfly) is the source of this 2639-nucleotide messenger RNA. RefSeq names its product organic cation transporter protein-like. Lineage: Eukaryota; Metazoa; Arthropoda; Insecta; Lepidoptera; Nymphalidae. The record is from RefSeq and is a predicted model, not a curated record. Gene Ontology annotation, cellular component: membrane. The transcript is spliced from 11 exons. Gene Ontology annotation, molecular function: transmembrane transporter activity. The coding region runs from base 4 to 1992 and encodes 662 amino acids. Gene Ontology annotation, biological process: transmembrane transport.
AAGAUGGCGCCGCAAGAGCGAACUCCUUGUUGUGAAGAAGAACCCCGCCAAAGUACACCCAUAGAAAACAAUUUGUCAAACAUAGAUUUAAGCGGCAGUUUCGUAAACAAAGGAUACACAAAUGACCCAGGUGAUAGUGCGGAUAGUGUUGCCAGCACAAAAAGAGUCACAGAUGACGGGGAAAAGAGGAAAAAAGUCACAGACUUCGACGAUUUGUUGCCAUAUGUAGGAGAGUUUGGGAUGUAUCAGAAGAUUUUGUUUUUGUUAAUGAUACCGUUCGCGUUUUUCGUGUCAUUUGUGUAUUUUUCGCAAAUCUUCAUGACGAUUGUGCCGGAGCAGCAUUGGUGUUGGAUACCGGAGUUGGCCAAUUUAACAGUGGAAGGAAGACGAGCAUUAGCCAUACCACCGAAGACAGAAGGACCCUACGCCCACGACAGGUGUCAUAUGUACCAGGCCGACUGGACUCUCGCGUUGGCUCAGGGUAGAACCACGCCUGAUGAUGAGUGGCCGAUCGUACCCUGCACCGGAAGCUGGGAGUAUAAUAGGAGCGAUGUGCCAUACGAAACUAUUGCGUCACAGUUGGACUGGGUGUGCGACAAGGACAACCUACCAGCAACCGCGCAGGCUAUCUUCUUCUGCGGUGCCAUCGUCGGUGGGUUGGUCUUCGGGUGGAUAGCUGAUAAGUACGGCCGGAUACCUGCCUUAGUUGGCACGAACCUGGUGGGCUUCGCCGCCGGCAUAGCCACCGCGUUCUGCAACGCGUUCUGGUCGUUCGCUUUAUGCCGGUUCCUCGUGGGACUGGCGUUUGACAACUGCUUCACUAUGAUGUAUAUCUUGGUUCUGGAAUACGUGGGACCGAAAUGGCGUACAUUUGUAGCCAAUAUGUCAAUAGCGAUAUUCUUUACUCUCGGCGCGAGCCUUCUACCCUGGAUAGCGCUGUGGGCGGAUGACUGGAGGAGGUACGCCCUUGGGAUCAGCGCGCCCUUCAUCAUCGCCGCAGCCACUCCUUGGCUGGUGCCAGAGAGUGCAAGAUGGUUGUUAUCGCAAGGCAAGAUCGACAAAGCUAUGGUCAUUAUGAAGAAAUUCGAAAGAAUUAACAAAACGAAGAUACCUGACAAAGUGUUGAAUGAGUUUACGGAUGCAACUCAAAAAGCGAUCAAGGAAUCCGAAGCUGAAUCCAAAACUUAUUCAGUUCUGGACAUCUUCCGGACACCCCGGCUACGACGCAAUGCUUUGCUCCUCAUAGUCAUUUGGAUGGCCAUAUCCCUGGUGUUCGACGGCCAUGUACGGAACGUCGGGUCUUUGGGUCUAGACAUAUUCCUGACCUUCACUAUUGCGACCGCCACGGAGUUCCCAGCUGAUACGUUUUUGACUGUGGUGCUUGAUAGAUGGGGCAGGAGGUGGCUGGCUUGUGGGUCCAUGGUAGUUAGUGGCAUUUUCAGUUUACUGGCCACAGCUGUUCCCGUUGGUGGUCCUUCAGCAUCUCUAGCCAUCCUCGGUAGAUUCGCCGUCAACAUAUCCUAUAACAUCGGGUUACAAUACGCGGCUGAGUUGCUACCAACUGUGGUCCGGGCUCAAGGAGUCGCUUUAAUCCACAUCAUGGGAUAUGUGGCGUCAAUAGUCGCUCCUUUUGUCGUUUACCUGGGUAACAUAUCUCAAGACCUGCCGCUCCUAAUCCUGGGCGUACUUGGCAUAGCGGGCGGCUUUCUGUGUCUGCUGCUUCCGGAGACGAUGGACACAGAGAUGCCGCAAACCCUCGCUGACGGAGAGAACUUCGGCAAGGAUCAGACGUUCUGGGAUAUGCCAUGUUUUCCCAGAAAGAAGAACGAGACAAGUAUCCCAGAGACAUACAACACUCGAUCUUCGGCGCGAAAUCAAGAAGAUCACUUCAUAAGAUCCUUGCCGGCUUCUGGGUCCAGGGCUUCCGUUAGAGCUUCUAUCAGAUUAUCGUCUAGGUCCGCGAGGAGAAACCAGGACAACAGUGGAGUUUGAUUCUAAUUCCUAGAGGAUAAAUAAAACUUGGCUAUGACAAUGAACCUAUGGAAACUUUGACCAAUUGAUUUGCCGAAGUGUGAUUGUGAGAUAAACGGAAUUGUUGUUAGGUAUUAUCUGCAAUGGCUGAAACUGAUAAUAAGUUACUCAGGGUUUGUCAUAUAAUCCAACCAGUCUGCAUUGGAACAGAGAGGUGUGUCUAAUCUCUUAUUAAAUAUUGUUUCUAAUGAGAGAAGAGGAGAAGUUUCUAAAAUCUUUGCUAUAAUUAUCAUACCUCAGUUUUUUGAAACAAGAACAGUUCACAUGCGAUGUUACCUUGGAACAUUUUAAAACGCAGUUUUGUUGCAAAGUAACAUUAAAAGCUUAUAAAUAACGCAGUUUUUGUCCCAAGUGACUGCAACCUCAGACUGAAAAACUGAGUUUGUGAUGAUAACGAUCGAUCGAUCAAAAAUUGCAGACCUAACAGCAUAUCCAGUUAAAAUUUGGGACAUAGAUAAUUGUGGUGACAUUAGCAUACCCUGAGAAAGGAUUUUCAUAAGUCCUACGAGCUUGAAUUCUACGCCUAUAACUCGUGGUGGGAUUAGCUAUGUCAUCGAAUAUUUAUAUUAUUUUGUAUUUCAUUUUUUUAAUAUUCGAACGAUCUCUUA